CAACAUUGGCCAUCUUACCACUAGGUACCAUCACAAGCCAGGCACUCAGAGGUGUAUUGAAGACAGUGUGUGUGUGUGUACGUUUAAUAUAUAUUGUCCCCUUCAAGCAACAGAACUUCAUUAUGGAUAACUCAUCGUGGACAGCUCCUCCGGGGGCUGCCCAGCCCAUGGGGAUACAGUCAACAGCAGGGGCAGUGCCCAUAAUGAAUGAUAAAGGUGAGGUGUCAAUGAAGAAGGUUAAAGUGCAGCGCUACGUGAGUGGUAAAAGACCAGACUACGCUCCUGCUUCUUCAGAUGAAGAGGAGGAGGAAGAUGAAGAUUUCACCCGGCCACGAGGGGCUGCCCCUCCAUCCCCUCCUCAGCACAAGUCGCUCACAGAAGCCGAGAUGGCUGACCCCAGGCUACGACGUCUUCUGGCCACUCAACAAGAGGAAGAAGAAGAAGAAGAAGAAGCCAGUGAUGAAGAAAUGGAAACAGAUGCUCCUCAUAGGCGAAUAAUACAUCAGGCAGAAGUUGUAGAAGUAAGUGAGGAAGAAAAAGAAGAAGAGGCAGAAAAAGACGAAAUGGAGGAGGAUGAAGAAGAGCAAGAGGAGGAAGAUGCAGAAGCUCAAUCUAUGAGACCAGAAAUGAGAACCAGCCAUCGUCUGGCUGAGUCUGACAGUGAAUCAGAAGGUGAGGUGGACGAAGAUGAGUUAGCAUUGCGUCGUCUCAAUCUCCGUCAACGAGCACUACAAAAGAUUCAUCAAGAGGAAGAGUUAUUGGGUAAAGAGGAGGAAGGCAGUGAAGAAUCAUCAGAGGAGGAAAGUUCAGAAUACUCUGAGGAGACAGACUCCGAGGAAGAAGGUCCAAGAUUAAAACCUGUAUUUGUGCGAAAAAAAGAUCGUGUCACCAUACACCAAAAAGAACAGCAGCAAGUAAAGAUAAAACAGCAAGAAACCGAGAAUCGAAAGCGGAUAGAGGAACGUCGCCGUGAAACACUGCGUAUGAUAGAGCAGGAACAUCGGCAAGCAGCUAAUUUGCGUAAUGCUGUGGAUAGUAAUGACCCCAUGAAUGCCAUUAAUACUGAUGACGAAGCUGACGAUGCAGAGUAUGAAGCCUGGAAGUUACGUGAACUGAGAAGACUGAAGAGAGACAAGGAGGAACGUGAUGCAGCAGAAAAGGAACAUGAAGAAGUUGACAAGCUAAGGACCAUGGGAGAAGAAGAGAGAAGAAUUGAACUCAGAAAUAAUCCAAAGAUAAUCACCAACAAAGCCCAGAAAGGAAAGUACAAGUUCCUUCAGAAGUACUACCAUAGAGGAGCCUUCUUCUUGGACCAGGAGGAGGACGUAUUCAAGAGGGACUUCUCUGGUGCUACACUGGAGGACCACUUUGAUAAGACAAUUUUACCUAAGGUGAUGCAGGUGAAGAACUUUGGACGAUCUGGUCGCACCAAAUACACACAUCUGGUUGAUCAAGACACUACCUCCUUUGACUCCCCAUGGGCUUCAGACUCUCAGAUGAACCACAAGUUCUUUAAUGCAAAUGCAGGAGGCAUGAAGCAAGUAUAUGAUCGACCUGCACUGAAGAAACGAGUGGCGGCUGCAGCAACCAACAACGCCAAUCCAAGGAAAUAAGGUGGUUCAACAAUGGCAUCAAAACUUGUAUAUUUUUAUUCCAGUGCUGCCAAUAAAUUUUAUGAGAGAAAA
Homarus americanus (American lobster) is the source of this 1685-nucleotide messenger RNA. It is a transcript of the gene Mfap1, whose product is annotated as microfibrillar-associated protein 1-like. Gene Ontology annotation, molecular function: RNA binding. NCBI's taxonomy places the organism in Eukaryota, Metazoa, Arthropoda, Malacostraca, Decapoda, Nephropidae. The record is from RefSeq and is a predicted model, not a curated record. Gene Ontology annotation, biological process: mRNA splicing, via spliceosome. The transcript has 8 exons. Bases 123 to 1613 code for a protein of 496 amino acids. Gene Ontology annotation, cellular component: U2-type spliceosomal complex.